Capsella rubella is the source of this 885-nucleotide messenger RNA. RefSeq names its product putative F-box protein At3g23420. The record is from RefSeq and is a predicted model, not a curated record. Bases 1 to 885 code for a protein of 294 amino acids. The transcript is spliced from 2 exons. Gene Ontology annotation, molecular function: protein binding. NCBI's taxonomy places the organism in Eukaryota, Viridiplantae, Streptophyta, Magnoliopsida, Brassicales, Brassicaceae.
AUGAGCAAUCUUCCAAGGGAAAUAUCAGAAGAGAUCCUCUCUAGGGUUCCAGUGAAAUCUCUUAGAGCAGUUCGAAUCACUUGCAAAACCUGGAACACUCUGUCCAAAGAUGUAACAUUCAUUACGAAGCACGUUGGUCGAGCCAAAGAAGAAGCAGCAAAGAAAAAGGAGAUCAUGGUGAUCAUGAUGAUGAAUUUUAGGGUUUAUUUGAUGCACAUCAACCUCCACAACGACGCUGAACCAUGUAUAAAGCGUGAAGGUAAAUUUAUUACCCUAGAUGAUUCAGAUCACGUCGAUCUAUAUAGAGUCUUCCACAGCGGUGGUUUAUUGUUAAGCAUCAGCAUAGACUCCACCAAACUCGUGGCUUGGAACCCUUAUAGCGGACAAAGUCGUUGGAUCAAGAUUGAGUCUAGUCCUGACCUAAUAGAGAUAUAUAAGUAUGCUCUUGGAUACGAGAAGAGCAACAACUCGUGCCACAACCACAACCACAAAAUCUUGAGGUUUGUUGAUUACCUUCUAGUUUCCGAGUACAAAAUCUAUGACUUUAACUCUGAUUCUUGGAGGCUUGCGGUUAUGUUUAUACGAUAUGACACAUUCACGAUGGAGAUAUGGAUUACAAAUAUGAUUGAGCCAAGCGCGGUGUCUUGGAACAGUAAAGUCUUCUUAGCAGUGGAUUUGAGACUAGCCACUUUCUAUUGCUUUUGUUUUGAGGGAGCGAGUUUCUUCAUUGAUGAGGAGAAGAACUUUGCAGUGGUUCUGGAUAACAACAACGUAGCUUACAUUGUUGGAGUGGAUGGAACCUUGAGAAAAGAGCAUUUCAGAUUAUCUGAAGAACUUUGUGAUACACAUGCGUGCUCUUAUGUUCCAAGUUUAGUACAACUUUAG